Molecule: messenger RNA, 3094 nt
Organism: Tuber melanosporum (Perigord truffle)
Lineage: Eukaryota; Fungi; Ascomycota; Pezizomycetes; Pezizales; Tuberaceae
Exons: 9
Coding region: 401-3094 (897 amino acids)
Biological process (GO): cytosolic ribosome assembly
Cellular component (GO): cytosol; ribonucleoprotein complex
Molecular function (GO): GTP binding; ribosome binding; GTPase activity
Source: RefSeq, a predicted model, not a curated record
GUAAUCCACACAUCUUGUUAAUACCGGUAGGCAACUUAACUUGGGCUCCCAAGAAGGGGAGCAAAUGGGAAACAGGGCCUCGAACGAGCAAACCACUUUUCUCCACGAUUCCUCUCGCCUUCGAUCACACACCCCACGCAUCAUCAUACUCUUCAGCUAGUAUUAACAUAUUCUUACAUACCGGUACCUCGCUAUGCCCCCUAUCACUCCAUCCCAGAUAGCCGCUCUUCAACGGAAUAGUGACAACAUCCGAAACAUUUGUAUUCUCGCCCACGUUGAUCAUGGAAAAACGUCACUUAGUGAUUGCCUCAUUUCCACCAACGGUAUUAUAUCUCCGAAACUUGCCGGGCGCGUUCGCUACCUUGACUCUCGUCCAGAUGAACAACUUCGGGGCAUUACUAUGGAGUCAUCGGCGAUAUCACUUUAUUUCCGUCUAAUGCGACGGGAGGCUGAAGAAGCCGAACUUGCCCCUCACGAGUAUCUUAUAAAUCUGAUUGAUUCGCCUGGGCAUAUCGACUUUUCGUCCGAAGUUUCUACAGCCUCUCGGCUGUGCGACGGCGCAGUGGUUUUGGUAGAUGCUGUGGAGGGUGUUUGCUCACAAACAGUGACAGUUCUGCGUCAGACCUGGGUUGAGCAUAUCCGGCCAAUAUUGGUUAUUAACAAAAUUGAUAGGUUAGUAACCGAGAUCAAACUUAGCCCUCACGAGGCCUACAUCCAUCUUUCAAAAUUAUUGGGGCAGGUCAAUGCAGCUACUGGGAAAGGGUCGGGCACUGAUACACCUACGAGUGGAUACGAAGAAAAGGAUGAUGAGGAUAUCUAUUUUGCUCCGGAGAAGGAUAACGUAAUCUUCGCUAGUGCAAUUGACGGUUGGGCCUUUACUAUUCGGCAGUUUGCUGGGAUUUAUGAGAAAAAAUUAGGGAUCAAAAAAUCGAUUCUUGAGAAGGUUCUUUGGGGGGACUACUAUCUAGACCCGAAGACAAAGCGGGUACUUCAGCAAAGGCAUUUAAAGGGAAGGAAUUUGAAGCCCAUGUUUGUUCAACUUGUGUUGGACAAUAUAUGGGCUGUGUAUGCAUCAACCGUACUUAACAAGGACCAAGAAAAAAUCGAGAAGAUAGUUAAGUCCCUAGGGCUCAAGAUACUCCCUCGCGAAAUGAAAUCUAAAGAUACACGAUCCUUAUUAUCUACCAUAUUCUCGCAAUGGCUCCCGCUGUCCUCGGCACUACUUGUCGCUGUUAUUGAGACCCUACCCUCGCCUCCUGCUGCGCAAAAGCAGAGGAUGCCGGCUAUUGUUUCUAGUGCUCCUGGCUCACGGGAGGUCUCGGAGGCAGUUCAGAAUGCCAUGGUUGGAUCUGACAAGUCAGAAAGUGCACCGGUUAUGGCAUACGUGAGUAAGAUGGUUGCGGGAGCCGAAGAUAAGGAGCAUUUAAUCGGAUUUGCUAGGCUCUACUCUGGAACCAUCAAAAUUGGACAAGAGCUCUAUGUAUUAGGCCCUAAGUACUCUCCUUCGCGUCCAGAUCAGCACAUCCACAAAUUUACGGUUACCGAUCUGUACUACAUGAUGGGACGUGAUCUACAGGUUCUUGAUGAGAUACCCGCAGGAAAUGUUUUUGCCAUCGGAGGAUUAGAGGGUAAGCUGCUCAAGAGUGGAACUCUGUGUAGCAUGGACAGAGGUGGUGUAAAUUUGGCCGGGGUUGGUUUGGGGGCUGCACCGAUUGUACGGGUAGCCGUGGAGCCGAAGAACCCUAGCCAGUUGAACAAGGUGAUUGAGGGCCUCAAGUUGCUUGAGCAAGCAGAUCCUUGUGCAGAAUAUAUUGUUCAGGAAUCUGGAGAGCAUGUAUUAUUGACUGCUGGAGAGUUGCAUCUGGAGCGCUGCUUGAAAGAUCUCAGAGAACGAUUUGCAAAGGUCGAUAUACAAUCAUCGGCACCUAUCGUCCCAUAUCGUGAGACUAUCGUCCCAGCAACAGAAAUGUCACCCCCGAAAGAUCCCAACCUCCCAAGAGGAACUGUUCAAGUAGUCACAGCAUCCAAGCAAGUUUCGAUACGGAUAAGAAUUAGGCCAUUGCCGAGCCGGGUGACAGAAUUCUUGAUCGAGAACAUAGGAUCUAUCAAGAAGCUCUAUUCCGAGAGAAGGGGAUCUGAAGAAGUAGUAGUGGCGGCUGAAAAUGAGGUCUCAGCCGAUCUCGAAGAGAGUGACGGGACACAGAAAGUUAAAGUACUGAGUCUGAGGGAGUUCAAGGAGGGGCUGAAGAAGUCUUUCGAGGGGGUGGGUCAAGAAGUCUGGAAUGAUGUGGUUGAGAAGAUUGCUGCAUUCGGCCCCAGGAGAAUUGGUCCUAACCUUCUAAUUGAUGCCACUGGAAAAGGGCUUUGCCGAAAACUGCUUCACGACAAUGCUUUGGAAUCCCAACGCACACAGACUAUAGAAGACAAAGGAGCCACUCCUGAUAUAGCCCGUGGGUUAGAGGAUCGUAUUUCUCACGCCUUUCAACUGACUACAGCCCAAGGGCCCCUUUGCCAUGAACCAAUUCAAGGCAUUGCUUGUUUUGUCGAAGGGGCUGUCAAUUCGCCUGAUGACGAGAAUCUCGAAGGAGCUGCGGCAAGAAGCAGGAACUACGAAAUUAUUGCAUCUGUUCGAGAUGCUAUGCGCCAAGGGUUCCUGGACUGGUCUCCAAGGCUAUUAAUGGCUAUGUACUCCUGUGAUAUCCAAGCUUCAACCGAAGUCCUUGGGAAGGUUUAUGGAGUCGUCACCCGGCGCCGAGGCCACAUUGUAGCCGAAGAAAUGAAGGAGGGGACUCCCUUCUUCACCAUCAAAGCACUUCUCCCGGUCGCAGAAUCCUUCGGCUUCGGUGAUGACAUCCGGAAGCGUACCUCUGGGGCGGCCAGCCCACAGCUAAUAUUCACCGGCUACGAAAUGCUGUUUGACGAGGACCCCUUUUGGACCCCGUUUACCGAAGACGAAUUGGAGGAUCUGGGGGAGUUGGCCGACAGGGAAAAUGUUGCAAGAAAGUACAUGGACGCUGUCAGGGUUAGGAAGGGAUUGCCGGUGCAGAAGAAGUUGGUUGCAAAUGCUAAUAAGCAAAAAACUUUGAAGAGGUAG